Molecule: messenger RNA, 2196 nt
Organism: Besnoitia besnoiti
Lineage: Eukaryota; Apicomplexa; Conoidasida; Eucoccidiorida; Sarcocystidae
Product: CrcB family protein
Exons: 2
Coding region: 1-2196 (731 amino acids)
Biological process (GO): fluoride transmembrane transport
Cellular component (GO): membrane
Molecular function (GO): fluoride transmembrane transporter activity
Source: RefSeq, a predicted model, not a curated record
AUGCUGCCUUCUAACUCUCUCCUGACCAUCUCUCAGGAUCUCCGUGAUCCUCCGAACAUAAUUUCUUCAUCUGCCGAGUUGCCAUCCCACACACCGGGCGUCACUCCGCUUGCGGAUCACCCUCUGCAAGGGCAUGCGGAGACUGAGUCGCGGAUACCGGAAGAAUUCGAGGUGCUCUCCGCUGGGAGCUCCGCCGCUCGCGGGUACACGCCGGAUUAUCCCUCGCGCACGCCGAAAAGUGAGAACCCAAAAAAGGCGCCGCUUGGCGCGGAGCUGCUUCUCAUUGCCGCCCUGAGUGCCUAUGGGACUCUUGUCCGGCAAGGCUUCCUUUUCUUCACCAAGCGGACCCCUGGAUGGGGGUUUGCGUCUCUGCCUCUCUUUGACGCGCUGUGGCCGAAUUUCGUGGGUAGCGUCCUCUCUGCCAUCUUCCUUCCUCUCCCAAAGAUUUUGGAGCACACCCACGAGGGUCGUCGGCGGAGGAACCGAGUGCACUUCAGGGCUCGAUCGAGGGGCGGUGGCGGCGGCAGAGGGAAGCAAAAGACGAGGCGGGGACGCGGCGAUGAGAUCACAGCCCCCCGCGCGAAAGGGACCAGCGGCUUCACCGCGAGCGCUCUGGAUGCCUCACGCUCCAUCCUAAUCAUUCCUCGCGGGGGCGGCCGCUCGCGUUCUGGCGCCCUUUCGUCGCACGUGUCGGCUUCAGACUGUUUACAGGAGCGCCGCGGGCCUUCCGCGAAAACCGACGACGGAGUGCUGUUCCCCCUGUUGCUGGCGAUUCCCGCGGGGCUCUCGAAGGGCUUUUGCGCAAGUUUGACGACCUUCAGCUCUUGGAUUCUCGUCCUCCUCCAGGCGGUUUGCGAGGACCCCGAUGCGGCGGCGCAGAAGGCGCUGCCGGAAUUGCCCUACAGUCGCGCGAAUCGGCUCAUCUGGGUGUUCCUCUUUGGCCUCUCGACGCCCGUCUUCGCGUUCCAUCUAGGAUCUGACGCGGGGCUGCUGCUGCAGCGUCUCGUGCUUCGGCAGCGCCCGCGGCUGUGGACCUUCGCGGACGUCCUGCGAGAGAGCAGAGAACUUGAGGAGGAAGACGGGAGCCGCCGGCGGGAGCGCCACCGGGGGCACGAGAGCGGGCAGAGGGACGGGCUCAGAGAGGAGCUGGCGGCGAGCCACGAAGGCCGGUCCGGGAUGCAAAACACGCAUCUCCAAGGCACGAGCGCGGAGCUGCAGAGUUGCCAUGGUCCUGAGAAACAAAACAGUCACGAGGCGUGGAUCAGCGUCUGCGAAAGAAAAACUACUCCGUUUGGGGGGACCGGGCCUUUUUUGACACGAACCCUUUGGCAAGAGGCCGCCGAAGGGGCGCGGGGCAAAGCGCGGUUUGUGCAUCCGGCGCCUUCUGCAGCAGCGUCGUCUAUGGGAGAGGAAGGCCGUGGGCGAGACGCGCCGGCACUCCAGCCGAGCGUGCCCUUCUACCCGACGCCUCUGGCUGCCCGCGGCUCCGCGGAUGCCUCCGUGUCUGUGCAUAUCCUGGGAGAGAAUGAACAGGGACGCGCCGCCCCAAGCAAAGGUCAGCGAGGACGGGAAGGCGAGAGACAUCAUGCGGGUCGACGGGGGGGGAGUAGUGACCAGACCGAACGCGACAGGAACCGCAAACGAACGCUAUCUGACGGGGCUCGGAAUGCCUUUGAGAGAUUUGCAGGGUCGACUUCGGGAGAGCGAAGAGCUACCCUCAUCAUCGGCAUAUUUGCAUGCCUGACCUACGCGCUUUUCAGCCUUAUGGCUACAUUCGACCAAGACUCAACAAGGCAAAAGUGGCUCUGGUAUCCUCCGCUGCUGUCCUUCCUGGGUUCGUGGCUGCGAUACAUAAUGUCUCUGCAGUUGGACGUCUACACGCCGUAUUUUCCCAUGGGCACUUUCCUCAGCAACGUCAUUGCCUCCGUGCUGGUGGCGGGCGUUGAGGAGAUUGUGCGCCGGGACUAUCCGGAAUGCCGCGGGCCUUCGUCUGCGAGACAGCCAACAAAAUGUGCGAUGACGUCCUAUUGCUUGAUCGAAGCAGUCGCCUACGGAGUCUGCAGCAGUCUCAGCACCAUGUCUACCUUUAUUGCGGAGUUGUCCAUCCUCCCGAAGAGGUACGCCUAUCGCUACGGGCUCCUCACUGUCAUCUGCGCGUUCUUCUUUUCUCUGGCUGUCUAUCUUCCUCUACGCUAG